UUGUGUUUGGUACCAUUCCAGUGACUCCAUUCCAUCCAUUACAAUGAGCACAUCCUCCUAUGGCUCCUCUCACCAGCUCGAAUUUGAGGCACUGGUAGGCCUCAAGUCUAAAAUCAAGGUUAAGUCAACAAGUGGAGCCAGAGCCCCUGCCAAGCCUGCUGCAGCGACGGUGGAACCAGUGGAGCCACAGCCGGUUGUGGAAGUACAGAAUGUAGACUUCUCAAAGAUGGCCACUCUGGAGGCCUCUGCCACACUAGAACCACCACCACCUGCACCGGAGGAAGAGAAGACACCUGCUGCCCCCAAAGCCUCUCCUUUCACUUCCUUUUCUCUUUUCAAGACCAAGCCAGCUGUGCCGAAAAAGGAAGUCCCUGCCCCAGCUGCAGAAGCGGUAGCUGGCCCAAGUGUAGCCAAGGAUGAACCAAAGGUCCCAGAGGACCCUGCUGUGGACAGCAAGCCCGUGUCAGGGCCCUCCGAGGUUAUGGAGAAUUCCCCCGUCCUCCCUAAGAGACUGGAGAAGAGGAACUCCAUCCACUUGUUCUUCAAAAACCUGGGCAAACGCCAGUCAGAUGCAGGAGUACAAACAGAACCAGAGAAGACCAAAUAAAACGGAAACACCCUUUCAAACUUCACAUGCCAUAUCUGGAAAUGAACUUUUGAUUUGUUAGAUACAUUAUGUUUCUGAUCACACUAUUGAAGGGAUGAUGGUAAGAGCAAGUGGUUUGAGGGAGAGAGGUGGACUGGUCUGUUCUAGUCUAAUCUGUGUGGAUGAUUUCAGAGAAUUGUUCUUUGUGGAGGAGGUAAAAUAUAUUUUCUGGUUUAAAGGCUUGAUAGGUAGAGAAAAGUGUUUUUUUUUACCUAUACU
Molecule: messenger RNA, 865 nt
Organism: Salvelinus sp. IW2-2015
Lineage: Eukaryota; Metazoa; Chordata; Actinopteri; Salmoniformes; Salmonidae
Source: RefSeq, a predicted model, not a curated record